AUGGCCUCCACUUGUUCUGCAACAACACCAAAAUCCAUCGUUCUCACACCUCCCUCUUCAUCUUCCACCGACAAAUUAUCCAAUCUCUCUUUCCUCAAUUCCUCCAUAUCCACUUCCUUCAAGCUCGCCCAAUCCAUUUCCAUUUCCCAUUCCCAUUCUGAAAAGGCCACUUUCAUCACCACCAAUGUCCUCAAGACUGUGGAAUCGAUCGACAUAUCGAGGUCCAAAACUCGAGAUCUCGAAUCUGUAAUAUCAACCUCCAAGCCUACGAUCCUCGUGUCCGAGAAACUAGGAGAGGCUGGUCUCGACCUGCUCCGUAGCUUCGGGAAUGUUGAUUGUUCGUACAAUUUGUCUUCGGAGGAGCUGUGUUCAAAGAUCUCGUUGUGUGAUGCGUUGAUUGUGAGGAGUGGGACGAAGGUAACUCGUCAGGUGUUCGAGGCCGCCAAGGGAAGAUUGAAGGUGGUGGGAAGAGCCGGUGUUGGGAUUGACAAUGUGGAUCUGCAGGCCGCGACGGAGUUUGGUUGUCUCGUUGUUAAUGCUCCCACUGCGAAUACUAUUGCUGCCGCUGAACAUGGCAUUGCUUUGAUGGCUGCCAUGGCUCGUAAUGUUUCCCAGGCCGAUGCCUCCAUGAAAUCUGGAAAAUGGCAACGGAACAAGUAUGUCGGUGUCUCACUGGUUGGAAAGACAUUAGCAGUCAUGGGAUUUGGAAAAGUUGGAUCUGAAGUUGCCAGACGUGCUAAAGGCCUUGGAAUGCAUGUUAUUGCACAUGACCCAUAUGCCCCAGCUGAUAGAGCCCGUGCUGUUGGUGUGGAUUUGGUCUCCUUUGAUGAGGCCAUCUCCACUGCAGAUUUUGUUUCACUCCAUAUGCCUCUUACUCCUACUACUAACAAAAUAUUCAAUGAAGGAAAUUUUGCAAAGAUGAAAAAGGGAGUGCGCUUAAUCAAUGUUGCAAGGGGUGGUGUUAUUGACGAAGAUGCAUUAGUGAGGGCCCUUGAUAGUGGAAUAGUUGCACAGGUAUGCUUCUCUUGUCAAUGCAAGUGA
Messenger RNA from Ilex paraguariensis (yerba mate), 1041 nucleotides. Lineage: Eukaryota; Viridiplantae; Streptophyta; Magnoliopsida; Aquifoliales; Aquifoliaceae. The record is from the annotation of a GenBank genome assembly.